Molecule: messenger RNA, 547 nt
Organism: Staurois parvus
Lineage: Eukaryota; Metazoa; Chordata; Amphibia; Anura; Ranidae
Source: the annotation of a GenBank genome assembly
AUGAACGGCUUCAGUACGGAGGAGGACAGCAGGGAUGGGCCGCCGGCCCCGGCCGCUCCGUUCUUCGGACAGACGUGUUGUCUGAUAGACGGGGGAGAGCGCUGUGCCCGGCCGGCGGGGAACGCCUCAUUCAGCAAGAGAGUGCAGAAGAGCAUCAGUCAGAAGAGACUCAAACUGGACAUCGACAAGAGCGUUCGACAUCUUUACAUCUGUGAACUUCCACAAGAAUUUUAUUCAAAGUGUUCGGAAUAAGAGGAAGAGGAAAACCAGCGAUGAUGGAGGUGACUCUCCGGAACAUGAAACAGAUGUGCCAGAGGUUGAUCUUUUUCAGCUACAAGUGAACACACUGCGCAGAUAUAAGAGGCAUUACAAGCUACAGACACGCCCUGGGCUCAACAAAGCACAGCUGGCAGAGACUGUGAGCCGACAUUUCCGAAACAUUCCAGUGAAUGAGAAGGAAACACUGGCCUAUUUCAUCUACAUGGUAAAGAACAAUCGAAGUCGCCUGGACCAGAAGUCUGAAAGCAGCAAACAGCUGGAUGCAUAG